This is a messenger RNA of Empidonax traillii (willow flycatcher), 1247 nucleotides long. It is a transcript of the gene RAB7B, whose product is annotated as RAB7B, member RAS oncogene family. Gene Ontology annotation, molecular function: GTP binding; GTPase activity. NCBI's taxonomy places the organism in Eukaryota, Metazoa, Chordata, Aves, Passeriformes, Tyrannidae. The record is from RefSeq and is a predicted model, not a curated record. Gene Ontology annotation, biological process: phagosome-lysosome fusion; endosome to lysosome transport. The transcript has 6 exons. Gene Ontology annotation, cellular component: phagocytic vesicle; late endosome; lysosome. Bases 44 to 667 code for a protein of 207 amino acids.
CCGGCUGGAGCGGAGCCCAGAGCCUCGGCUGCCCGGCCGACGGAUGCCCCGGCAGGGCCUGUCCAUGGAUGCCAGCAAGAAGGUGGAUCUGAAGAUAAUCAUCAUCGGAGCUCUGGGCGUGGGCAAAACCUCCCUCCUGCACCAGUACGUGCACAAGACAUUUUACGAGGAUUAUCGCACCACGCUGGGCGCCAGCAUCCUGACCAAGGUCCUGGCGGUGGACAACACCCCCCUGAAGCUGCAGAUCUGGGACACAGGGGGACAGGAGCGAUUCCGGUCCAUGGUGUCGACGUUCUACAAGGGCUCAGACGGCUGCAUGCUGGCCUUCGACGUGACAGACAGGGAGUCCUUCGAGGCCCUGGACAACUGGAGAGAUGACUUUCUGGAGAAGGUCAUUCCAAGGGAGCAGGAUUUCCCCAUGGUCGUGCUGGGGAACAAAAUAGACCUCUGUGAUCGGCAGGUGCCCAAGGAAACCGCCUCAGCCUGGUGCAAGGAGAAAGAUAUCCCUUAUUUUGAGGUCAGUGCCAAGAACAACAUCAACGUGGCAGAGGCUUUCGAGACCCUGGCGAAGCAGGCGCUAACGACGUACAAAGGGAUUUUUGAGAGUUAUUUAACUGACUCCAUCAAACUCACUCCCUAUGACAAGCCCAAGAAGAGCUGCUGCUGACCCCGGGCACUCCCCACACUGGACCCCACGAUGCCCACGGCUGGAGCCCCUCCCAGGGGUCUGUGCCCUGUGCCCAUCCCAGGACUGUCCAAGCCAGGGCACAGAAGGACCAGCACUGGACACAGCGGGGACAGCUCACUGUGCCCCCCAGGACUUGCUGCUUCCCACGGCUCCAGAGCUGCUCUCCUGAACCAGCAAAUCCCAAAUUGCUGCUGUGUCACGGUGGCCCCAUCCCCCUGGAUCUGCUGCCAUCUGGCACCCGAGCAGGCAAUGCCCCUGUGGUGACAGUGCCAGGGUCCCUGUGGUGACAGUGCCAGGGCCCCUGUGGUGAUGGUGCCAGUGCUCCUGAUGCCUUUUGAGAGACCACGACCUUGGCCCCAGAGCUGUCCCUUCUCACUGCAUGGGCUGGUGGCCCCACAGUGCUCACGGGGGGGACAUGUGGGGCUGGUGGCCUUACCACAGGGCUGAGAGCAGCUGGGUCCCCUCCUGGGAUCAGCCAUGGUGGAGGCAACUGUUCCGUGCCUCGUGCCUUGGUCUCCCCUGCCCUCAUGCACAUCGUCCAUCAAACACCUUCCACUCC